CAAAGCCCACCACGGUCCCCAAGUCCGGUGCUGGUUCCAGGGUCGUGAGUGCAGGGUGUGGGCCGUGCGCGUGCGCUCCCGGAGGGGGCGUGAGGUGGGCGCGCCGGGUAUUUUCGGAGGUCUUGACUGCUGAGGUUAACCGCAGCGGUGUCCCACGUUCCACCGGUAGUUGCGGGGCCUGUCUCGCCCGGGGCUGCACGCAGCCCUGGCGGCCACCGGGGACCGCAAGGGGCGGAGGAAAGGAGGGGGCCGGCCACGGCACUCGGAGGAUCAGCCUAACAUGCCCCGAGACAACAUGGCCUCCCUGAUCCAACGGGUCGCUCGCCAGGCGUGCCUCACCUUCCGAGGCAUCAGGGGCGGCCGCAGCGCUUCUGACCGCGGCGCGGUGCCCGGCCCUGAGGCGCCGAUGCCGCCGGGCUUCCCGGAGAACCUUAGCAAGCUGAAGAGCCUGCUGACCCAAGUCCGCGCUGAGGACCUGAAUAUCGCCCCGCGCAAGGCCACGCUGCAGCCUCUGCCGCCCAACUUGCCACCCGUUACCUACAUGCACAUCUACGAGACGGACGGCUUCAGCCUCGGUGUGUUCCUGCUCAAGAGCGGCACAUCCAUCCCACUGCACGACCACCCAGGCAUGCAUGGCAUGCUCAAGGUGCUCUACGGCACACUGCGUAUCAGCUGUAUGGACAAGUUGGAGGCAGGCGGCGGGCAACGGCAGCGGGCCCCACCGCCAGAGCAGCAGUUCGAUCCUCCGCUGCAGCCCCGAGAGCGGGACGCCAUCCGGCUGGGCGUGCUGCGCUCGCGGGCGGAGUACACCGAGACCAGCGGCCCCUGCGUCCUUACGCCGCACCGGGACAACUUGCACCAGAUCGACGCUGUGGACGGGCCCGCCGCCUUCCUGGACAUCCUGGCCCCGCCCUACGACCCGGAUGACGGCCGAGACUGCCACUAUUACCGGGUGCUGGAACCUGUCAGGGCCAAGGAGCCCUCCGGAUCGACCUGUGACCUGCCCCGAGAGGUGUGGCUCCUGGAGACCCCGCAGGCUGAUGACUUCUGGUGUGAGGGGGAGCCCUAUCCAGGUCCCAAGGUCGUCCCUUGAUCCUGCAAGCGCCCGGUAGCUCUGGGCCGAAGACGUGCCCUACUCAGAUCUGGGCCUGGCUGCCAGCGACCAAUUACAAGGGCUCUCUCCCUACCCCCAGGCUGCCUGGGCGUUGGAUCUACUGGAGUGGGCUGUAGUUGCUUCCUGUGGAGUCUAGGGAAGCACCGGCAACUGGACUGCAGCCACCAGGCACGGUUAUGGGGGUGGGGUAGGCAGGGAGGCUAGGUUGUUUUCUGGAUCUGUCAUUGCCACCAGGGUUUUGAUUUGUGGGGAGGGGGAGACGAGCAUCUAAAGUGCUUCCAUUCUAAAGCCAUAAUGACAGUACUCUUCUCUCUGUUCUCCAUUCUGUGCAAGAUACACUGAAAGGUUUUCUCCCUGCCUCCACCUUGUUUUCCCUUAUGUUCUUACUCCCUUUACUCCGUAUUAUAACUUUAACUUAUUGACUGUGCAUGACCCAGCGGGUUUUAAUUGGUUUUAGUUUAAGUUAGGUCAUUGGUUAAAAACUAGGUUUAAAGAGAUGAGCUAUUGUCUAAAGUGAGCCGUCCUGUCUGAUUAAUACAUUGUGAAAAUUAAAUCAUUCUUCCAGAGUUGAGGGAUCAUCCCCAAAACAUGACUAUGCAUGUAGAGGACAUGAUAAUCUUUCUUUCCCUUGCCCAGUAGCUACAUCUGGUUUGCUCUAACAGCACCUACUAAGGAAUUCACACGUACACAUUUCAGGACAAAUUGCCACAGUUUAUCUUCUCUAAGAGUCUGCAGCUCUGUGAGUUGAGCAGAUUUUUCACCUUUAAUGCAAAAACUAUGUUUACCUGAAGUUACAUAUUUUUGUCAUGGUGUAAGAGGUGAUAGGGUAAUUGUGUAUUUUCUAACCAGAAGAUUCAGAGACGCUGAAUCUGCAUGCUUCCAAACAACUGAAUGUAAAACAGCGCUAGCCAGCGGUUGAAUUUCAUGUCCCUGUUUACUUCCAGUAUUUUCCUGUAAAAAUAGAGAAAAAUGUUAAUGACUGUUUCAAAUCUUCUCAGCCCUAAUGUUCCAGAGGGCUGGUGGUUCUAGCUGUGUUGUUGGCGGCUUCGUUCUCAGAACCCUCUCUCUCCCUCAAGCAGGACAGAGCCAGUGAUUGCUCAUCCAGUGUGGUUUUCUAUAGGAAGAGACAAGCACUGCUGGUCAAGGGUACAGAACUGAGAAUUAACUCCACUGCUGGCCAUUUUAGGGUUCCAAAAUGUGGGCAGAACUUCCCCCACACACCUUCUUGUAACAGUUGAGCUAUCUUUGACUGGUUUUAUUUUUUGUCAUUUUAAUAAGCCGAGCAGCUUGGCCCUGUUUACAAACACAUUGACACUGUUUGCUUCAGGCUAUGGAGCACUAUUUCUGUCUUUUUACUAUUUAUUUAUAGGACCCCUUUUUUCACAAACUUUUAAUUAAAACUAAUUAGAAAUAAACACAUUAAAAUUUACCCAGCUGUUGUCUAAGCCCUGUUUAUUGACUUGCCUAUGCAGCAGUCCAGUUCUAAUAUCUAUAAUAAAGAGAGAUUUGCUAUUGGUGGAAGGUGUGGACCCUCUAGGAAAAAAAUAUGUGCCUUUGCUUCUUUAUGCAUACUGGAUUACAGAGCCCCAGAGUGAAGGAAUAGCUGUUCCCAGUUUUACAGACAGAAUGAAAAAAGGUGUCUUGGUCUCGGCAGCCCAGGAGGACUCGUCAUCACUGGUGUAUUCCAAAUGACUGAAUUUUGUGCUAUGGCUCUACUGCUCAAUGAAGAAGCAAUACAUCUUUGAUUCAGGGCUCUGCUCACUGCAAUUCAACUCUAACCUGAGGGCAGUAACCCUCUUGUAACUCCGGUCUGAACUCCAGACCACUGAUCCCUUCAGAGCAGAGGCAUCUACUGUCAGUGAAGAAGUCAUACGUGAAGUCCCACAUAAAUACUGAAUCUUCAGAUCCAGGGGUGUUUAUGUUUCUGGAUUCAAAUUGGUGUACUUAUGGAAAAUAAAGGCAUGUUUGAAAUUG
Molecule: messenger RNA, 3088 nt
Organism: Artibeus jamaicensis (Jamaican fruit-eating bat)
Lineage: Eukaryota; Metazoa; Chordata; Mammalia; Chiroptera; Phyllostomidae
Gene: ADO
Product: 2-aminoethanethiol dioxygenase
Exons: 2
Coding region: 281-1093 (270 amino acids)
Cellular component (GO): mitochondrion
Molecular function (GO): oxidoreductase activity, acting on single donors with incorporation of molecular oxygen, incorporation of two atoms of oxygen
Source: RefSeq, a predicted model, not a curated record